Molecule: messenger RNA, 849 nt
Organism: Besnoitia besnoiti
Lineage: Eukaryota; Apicomplexa; Conoidasida; Eucoccidiorida; Sarcocystidae
Exons: 1
Coding region: 1-849 (282 amino acids)
Source: RefSeq, a predicted model, not a curated record
AUGGAUGGAACCCACCCUGCUGCUGUACCAGCGCAUCUUCGUAGACGCCUGGGAGUCGUUUUCGCGGCCUCUGCGGUUUUCGGUUCUUGCCUCGCCUUGCUCCCGCUGGCGAAAGUCCAGGCCGACGGCGAAUCCGUAGCUGCGUCUGGCUCUUCGCAGCUGCAUUUUCCGCGGUCCUCUCUGUCGACUCCGCUGGAAGCAUCUCCCCAAACCCUCACGCCUCCGCCUCUCCCUUCCGAUCUCGAGGCUUCUGCGCAGCGCGAGCCGCCCGCCCCAGCAGCCGAGCGCCGCGGAGGGACCUCGGCGGGGGACUCGAGGGCACAACUUGCAACCAGCGAGUCGAUGAGCGAGGGUCGCGCUCAGCCGGCUGCGAGGGAGGGUACGGGCGAGCGGGACGACGACGCACGUCUGGGCUCAGCGCCUCCGCCUCCGCCGCGCGCCGCCGCAGACAUGCUGUUGGGCGGGCGGCGCCAGCGCUGCUCGACUUGCACGCUGCAGCGCGCAGGCGGGGUCAGCCUUCUGCUGCUGGCGACGCUCGGAGUCCUCAAGCGCCGCUACACCCUGUCGCGCAUUCGCGGCGAGGCAGAGCGCCGAGACACGCAGCUGCAGUCGGCCGUGGAGAGCUCCGCGAAAGGCGACGGCUACGGUUCAGCCGCCGCGCCUGCGCUGCAGCAAGAGCUCUCCGCCCGUAGCGACGGGCUUCCGUCGCACAGCCAUCCUGUCCUCGAGUCGGUGCUGCGCUUCAAAGACCGACUGCUGUAUUUCUCGCUUCUGUGGUGGGUAACGACUGUCAUGGACGUCUUCGGACGCGGAGCCGAAUUCGGCCUUUUUCACCUACCCGCGGUCUAG